Cutaneotrichosporon oleaginosum is the source of this 3840-nucleotide messenger RNA. RefSeq lists its product as uncharacterized. The record is from RefSeq and is a predicted model, not a curated record. Lineage: Eukaryota; Fungi; Basidiomycota; Tremellomycetes; Trichosporonales; Trichosporonaceae. Gene Ontology annotation, cellular component: nuclear pore transmembrane ring. Gene Ontology annotation, molecular function: structural constituent of nuclear pore. Gene Ontology annotation, biological process: nuclear pore organization; protein import into nucleus.
AACAUCAACAACUCCACACGACAGAUGCCGCAGCCAUGAGCGUCUCAACACCUGUCAAACAGGGCACGCCAAUCAAACAGGCGCCUCCUCCGCCAGCUCAGGCGCAGCUCGCACCUGUGAUACCAACAUCGUGGCUUGCUCCGGACGAGCAGCGCCGCCUUGUGCUGUGGACUGUCGGGCUGGUCGAGGUGAUGAAGGUGUGGGACGCGAUCGCGCCGCACUUUACAGAACUUCCUACUGCUUUUAGUACGGCAACGCGCGUGCGGGGCCCUUGGAGCGCAGGCAUCUGGACAGCAGUUGAGGUUGGCGCCGUGCUCGCCAUUGCAUUGUUGAGGAUCCCGAACCUUUCACCAGAACCUAGGAGUUUGGCACUCAUGGUUCCCCUAUUCGCGUUGUGGAACAUUGCGUGCUGGUUCCUUUCAGACCCCGCAGCAUUCAUCCCCAAGGUCUCGAUGUUUGGCCCGGUCCACCUAGGCGAGGAAGGCUUCUUCUGGGGAUGGAUUUACAUGACACGACACUUGAUCUCGCCCCUCGUAUUUGGGCCGCCAGAGAACAUCAGCGGUGUGCACAAGAUUCGCCUGCUCCCCUACUCGACUGCGACUCUCAACCCCCUCUCACUCACGUACUGCCUACCACCCGGCUCGCGUGAGCCGACCUACAUCCCCGUCGUGUUCAACAACUCAGCACCAUACCAGGUCUCGUUCAACGUGCGCUCGCUGGAGACGCAGGAAUCCACCAUGGAGAGCGUCUUGGCGGACAAGAUGGUUGUCCCGCCUGGAUGGCGCAGCCUGCGCCUUGAGGGUGACGACGAUGAGGAGGCCGACGCUCAUCAUCUCCAGAAGAUGGUCAAACGAAACAAGGCGCUAGAGCUCGAGCGCUACCACUCGGUGCGGCCGAGCGAGGCUCUGAGUGUCAUUCCGCCCGACCUUACCGCCUCCGAAACACUCCUCUUCCUGGUUGUACGCAAGCCGAGCGUCAUUACGCUCAAGCAAGUGGUGGAUCGCCGUGGGGACCAGUUCAAUCUCGCACCGCACCGCGAGGCGGUCGUCAUCGAAUGCCCGUCUGGUGGCGACUUCAUCCACGACGAGGAGAGCAAGGGAGGGAAGCUUGUGCUGUACAAGCCCAAACCUAAGCCGCUUGUGCGCUGCAUAGGCCAAGAGGAAGUUGUCAUGUUCUCCGCGCGCGGCGUCGCGCCGCUCAAGGCGAUGUGGAAGCAGUGGAUCAAUGAUGUGCCUGUCGACCAGGGCGCCGUCGAAGGUAUUGAGGACACUGAGACGAUUUUGGACGCUGAGAAGGGUCACUUCCGCCGUGACAAGGUGUCCAAGUCGCAUGUCGUUCCUCUGCGCGUCGAACACAAGAAAGCCGGCAAGUCGCGCGUCACAUUGACUAGCGUCGUCGACGCGCUUGGUAAUACGUACACGCCAAGCGGGAAUGCCUCGAGCGUCGACUUCCAGAUCCUAAACCGUCGCUCAGUUUCAUUUGACUGCCCUCGCCCCAUCCAGCUUCUCGUUGGCGGAACGGCAAGACUGCCCAUCAAGGCCGAUGGACCGAUGGAGCAUCCCGUCGAAGUUAGCUACCGCUUCAUUGCGCCCAACGGCGAUCAGGAAGUCAAGAGCAUCACGGUCGACUCCCGCAACAGCGACAUCGUGGUCGACAAGCCCGGCUCCUUUGUGCUGCUGGACGUCAGUGGCACAUGUCCCGGUACAAUUCUUGAGCCAGCGAAGUGCUCUGUCCAGCUCGUGCAGCAGCCGACCGUCGAUAUAAACGUUGAAACGAUCCACGAGUGUGCCGUCGACGUUGGCCUCAGUGUCACGUUCGAGUUUACCGGAACUCCACCGUUCACGGUUCACUGGACCGAGAAGCGUCAGGGCGAAAAGCCCACAGAGAGGCGCAAUGUCUUCAACACGCCAGUCGGCCAACUCGACCUUCGACCCGACCGCGAGGGCAAGUACACCUACACGUUCGACUCGCUGUCCGACAAGCGUUAUGAAAAGAUUGCGCUCAAACGCGCGCCGUUCACACAGGUCGUUCAUCCGCCAGCAAGCGUCGAGAUUCUCAGUCAGCGCAGCCUCAAGUAUUGGGCCUGCUCACCUGACGAGAUCGCUAUUGACCUCGCUAUCAAGGGGAACGACCCUCUGCUGCUCACGUACCGCGCCUCGUGGGAGGGUAAUUCGCAUAACAUGACCGAAAACGUCAAGUCAGGCAGCCGGCGCUUAACGGUGCCUGUACCGCAGCAGCUCGACUCGAGGUCGGGCAAUGUAGGCACCAUGACUGUGACCCUCGUGUCGAUCGAGGAUGCCAAGGGGUGCGUCAAGCGCCUUCCGUCUCACCAGAUCGACGUCGACAUCGACCGACAGCUGCCCACCGUGCAGUUCUCGCGGCCUCAAGAGGUGACUGUGAAGGAGGGCGAGAAGGUCGAGGUGCCGCUGCGUCUUACCGGAAAUGGGCCGUGGACAGUGACGUACACACUCGAUGGCAAGCGGCAGAGACCUGCCUCCGUGCGCUCGUCCAACUCUCCGCUCAUCUUCACGGAGAAAGGAACGUAUGAGCUCGUCAAGGUCGAAGACGCGCACUGCGCGGGCGAGGCGGACGGCUCGCUGUUUUCUAUCGCUCACAAGCCGCGCCCGACGGCGUCGCUCACUGCCUCCGACCUCAUCACCAGCGAUGGUACAGUGUUCAAGCACAAGGGUUUCUGCGCGGACGAGAGCGACGCGGUGGCGGUGGCGUUUACAGGCGCGUCGCCGUUCGCUCUCUCCUACAAGUAUAGAUUCGACGGUCAUCAUGGGAAGGAGCGCACUCUAUAUUCGGCGCAAAACAAGGGCAUACUGCACCUGGAGACGAUGCCGGGCCAUCAUGUUUACGAGUUUGGCACGAUCAGCGACAGCAAUUACGCGAAGACUCAUGUGAAGUUCAGCCUCGAGCACGAGGUGCACUCUCGCCCGUCUGCGACAUUUGCGAAGCAGAAUACGCACAGCCUCUGUCGCGACGCUGCGCUGCUCACCAACGCGCGGAUCAAGAUGACGGGCAAGGCGCCGUUUGUGCUGCAGCUCGGUGUGCGUCGCCCCGCAUCCGCUGAAGUGGUUCCCCACACCGUCAAGGUGUCUGGUCACGAGUGGAAGGUCGAGCUGCCUGAGCUGAUCUUGAGCGAUGUCGGGCGGUACGAGGUGUCGCUCCUGGAGAUGAGCGACUCGAGUGGGUGCGCGUACGUGUUCGAGGACGCGGCCGUCCUCUCAACGUUCGUGGACGUGGUGGAGACGGCGCGCGUCGUGCCUAUAAGCCACGACGUGGACGUGUGCGUGGGCGACACGCUUGACUUCCUUCUGCAAGGAACAGCUCCCUGGAUCGUCGAGUACACCUGGGACAGGCGGACGUACGCCGUGACGUCGAGCGCAGCACGUUUCUCGCGCUCAGCCGACGCGCCCGGCACGUUCUCGAUCACGAGCAUUGCGCUCAAGGACCGCGCGGGCAACGCACAGUGCAGGCGUGCGGUGGAGGGCCUCGAGCGCGUGAUCCACCCGCUGCCGCGCGCACGCAUCCAGGACGGCGUGGACCACCUCCGCGAGGGGGACCUGCCGGCUGUGUUUGCCGUCAAAUUCACUGGCACGCCGCCGUUCACCUUCAGCUACACGCGCUCGGAGACUCAUGGAGGACGCGCGCGUGUAGUCGAGACGCAGACGAUCACGGACAUCUGGGCGUAUGAGUACGCUAUCUCGUCUAGCGCACCUGGUGACUACUUUGUCACGAGCGUAAGCGACAGGUUUUGCCGAUACCCGCGGCUGAGCCGGCGAGACGACCUGUAGUGAGGAGAGCAUAGAGCAUUGCAUGCAUAUAUUUGGAUCG